Messenger RNA from Styela clava, 4794 nucleotides. Lineage: Eukaryota; Metazoa; Chordata; Ascidiacea; Stolidobranchia; Styelidae. The record is from RefSeq and is a predicted model, not a curated record.
AGUUUCGCUAACAGCAUUGCAAACUCCGUGUGCCUUGUAUAAAAUGUUACUGGAAAUCAAGAACUCAUUUCGUGCAUAAAACUUAUGAUGUUCGAUGUAUUAUAUAUGCGUGAAGCGACAGAGGAUAAUUUUUAUAUUUAAUCGAGAAAAUUAAUAUUUAAAUGCAUUUUGUCAUCAGUGAUUUUAAUAUUUUUCUUGUUCUAAAUGUGGAAUUCUUAUGUAUAGCAUUCAUAAUGAAUAUAGGUGUUGACCGGCGAGUAAUGAAAUCUUCCAAGCGCAUUAAGCCUACUUGUUACCGCAUGUUUAACUUCAAGAUUCGAUUCAAGUGUGUGGCAUGGUAGCAUCAACGUUUCAAUUCCGCCGUCCUUCAUUUUAAACUUUCGAUGAGAAACAUCUGGAUCACAUUCUACAUGUACGUUGGUAGAGCGUUGCUGUUGAUGGGAUGUCACGUUAUGACAUGAGGAGCGUAAUUGUUCGCUUACGAUCUAUGAAAUUGCGUGUUUGGUGGAGGGUAAAAAUUGAUGUGAAAUUCCUUCUCCUCAUUAUUUGACGUAAUAGGGCAAUUAUUCAAGAGGCUCUUUAUUUUGUAUUUAAUUCAGCAAGAUAAAAAUGUAUAAUGAAAUGAAAAUGAUUGAUUUUAUGAAAACAUAAUUGAUCUGUUAGUACCGCAAUGUAAUAUAGAGCUUUAUGGUUGUUUUUUACAGCACGCCAAUUCAGUUGAACACAUUUUCAUGUAAUCAACUACAGUACCAUGAUUUUGUAUUGAUACACUGAGUCAGCGUGUAGUGAAUAAGUUUAUUCAAAUUUGCAUUUGUAGUUUACAUCAAGGCAAGCGAAAAAGACUUGAGUUGACUCAUGCUCUCGAGACUUCCGACCCUUAUAUUACACCCCGUCACGUCCGAAAAUUUCCAAAUAUAAUAGGCUGAGAAUCUAACGUCAGAUUGUCUUUUAAGCAGCAGAGGCGGUUGCAAUAUGUUUUGUUUCUAUAAGUUACUUUUAUAUAUAGUUGUACUACACAGCAUCAAUGUUUAUGUCAAAGUCAACACUCUGAACGUACGAAGACUUCGCGCGGGCUGUCGAAUAGAAGAUGGUUAUCACAGGUGUUCUUUAACCGGACGAUGUCAAAGGCGUGAUGGUGUAUUUAAAACUUAUUGCGAGAAAGAAAGGGUGAAUUGUACAGAUGAUGAAUUUGCAUGUCGCGGGAUAAACCGAUGUAUACCAAGAAUGUUGCUAGGGACCAAGCAAGGCUGUCUUCUGGGGAAAAAGGGAGUCAUCACUUUGCCAUGCAGAUCCGAUGAAUUUACAUGCAAGCACAGCAGGCUAUGUUUGCCGAGAUGGGUUGUGAGAGAUGGCAACAUCGAUUGCAAAACUACCGAAGUUGAUGACGACAGCGAUGAAAUGGCGUCACUUGAUUAUUGCAAUGAAACUGAAUUCAAGUGUUCUAAUGGGAGGUGUAUUCCUAGAGAAUGGGUUUUUGAUAAAAUGAAUGAUUGCAAAACUGGUGAAGAUGAAAAUGAACCGUUCAGUUCUUGCAACGAAUCUGCAGAAUUCCGAUGUGACAACGGGCAGUGUGUAAAACGAUUUCGUGUGAAGGACGGCCAUCCAGAUUGCGAAAAUGGUGCUGACGAAAGAAAAAACUUAACCCAAUGCGUAACUACAACAGAAUUUCGUUGCAAUGAUAGUGGAAGAUGUAUCCCGCGGUCUUGGGUUGUAGACGGAGUUGAAAAUUGUAAAGACGGAAGUGAUGAAGUGAUAUAUUGGAAUCAAACUUGCUCAUCGAACGAAUUUCGUUGUCACAGCGGGCGAAGAUGCAUCGCGUUAAAAUAUUUAUGUGAUGGAAUGGAUCACUGUGGAGAUUGUAGCGAUGAAAUAGAAGGAUGCAAUGAAGCACGUAUGUGGAGGUGCCCUCAUGACCCAUCAAUUUGCAUACCCCAGUCAUACGCGUGUGAUGGAUUCCGAGAUUGUCCAGCGGGGAAGGACAAUCCUCAAUAUUUGCCAGGAUUUGAAUGUAAAAAGACUGUUCUGGGAACAAAGGAAGAAAUGUGUAACAUACCACAAUGGACACUGUACGAUAACCACACUCUGUGCGAAGAUAAAUCGGACUUAUGUUUCCAGAAUGGGUCUUUUAAUUGCGCACGUUGCGUCUCCGAUAACAAAAUUAUAGCACGACGACAAAUGUGCGACGGCGUCAUUGACUGCACAGAUUUAUCAGAUGAAUGCCUUUGUAAUUCGAACCGCAACAACACCAAUCUAAUGAAAUUCUGCGAUUCAAUUUGCUACAACGCUGGAAAUUGUGAAAACAACUGUCGAACUGGAGAAUUAUAUUGCAAAGAAGACAAAAUGUGCGUGAAUCGCUUUAAAAUAUGUGACGGUGUUAUAGAUUGUACAAUUUCUGCUCUUGAUGAAAAAUUAUGCGUUCAACCAGAAGCAGAAGUCGGUUUAAAAUCAAAUACGACCGAUUUUAAAUGUUGGAAAAUCAGCGACGCCAUAUUAAAUGUAUUGAAAGCUUUCAACCUAAUGGAAAUAUACGAAAAUAUAUAUGCAACAGACGGUACAAAAUGUGACGGCGUUUUUGAUUGUCCACGAUUUGAGGAUGAAUGCAAUGAAGAAUGUCAGAUGCCAGAAUGCGAAACAUUUCAACUGAAAAACAUUAGUCCAAGGGAAUCAAUCAUCGGGGCAAAAGUAGCAAUGGAAGUACGGACAUGCAUCGAUUAUGCGACUACGGAAAAUAGAUACGAUUACACCAACUUUGUGUUUGGUCGAUCCAUAUGCGAUGGCAUACAAGAAUGUAACGGCGGGGAGGAUGAACAAAACUGCACAGAAAAUUUUAAGUGCGACGCCGGGACUGUAGAAUCACCUUUGGGUACAAGACAGCGUAUCGCCAUCAAACCCACUAAAGUGUGCGAUUUACAUCCAGACUGCCUAGAUCAGUCAGACGAAAGAAAUUGCAGUAAGUUGACUCACUUCUAUUGUAAAGACGGGAACCCUCUUUACAUUCCAUAUUCAUCAGUAAUGAACGGUAAACAGGACUGUGACGACAAUUCAGACGAAUGCCCAGAUAAUUGGAACGACGAAAACCCACUAUCUUCCCCAGAAGAAAUGAUUAAACUACCAUUUCUUCGGCAUUUCAUUUGGUUCAUGGCAUGUAUAGCAAUUCUUGGUAACAUAGGUGUAAUAAUAGAAACCUAUUACUCCGAAAUCAAGUCUCAAUCAAGUUCAAUGAGUCGUUGCAACAGGAUAUUAAUUAUGAAUCUUGCAUUUUCUGACUUUCUCAUGGGGGUAACACUGCUUGUAAUAGGAGUGAAGUCAGUUUCAAUGUCUGGAGAAUAUUGUUUGGAAGACAAAAAAUGGCGGAUGAGUGGACUAUGUAACGCAAUUGGAGUUAUGACUGUUUUGUCCAGUGAAACAUCCGUGUUUUCUCUCGUAGCUUUGACUGUGUAUCGUUUAUAUGGAAUUCACCGACCGUUUCAAAGCAGACAUGCAAAACCGAAAUGGGCUGUCGUGACAGCAAUUACAACAUGGGCAUUGUCUAUUAUAUUAGCCUUAACCCCAAUUAUUCCAUCGAUUAAUCAAACCACGGUUACUACAGCACUAACAAGACCGUCGAUGUACCUUGAAAACACAGUCGUAUCUUGGGAUGAUUUCAAAACAUUUGCACAACGAAUUGUUGUUCUCGGAGCCCGUGCAUCUCACGCAUCAAACGACUUUAACACUUGGGGGAGCGCUGAAGAUAUUCUGAAAAAUACCUAUGCAGAUGUUGCUCCUGAAGUGCUCGGAUACUUUGGCUUCUACAGUGCCGACGGGGUAUGCAUUCCUAGGCUAUUUAGAAUAAAAGGAGAGCUGCCUCUACAUGCAUUAUCCUUGUUCAUAAUAAGCCUAAAUUUCUGUAGCUUGAUGUUUAUCAUCAUUGCAUACUGUAAGAUUUACCACAAGUCCACACACAAUGAAGUCGUGGGCAGCGAAACUACACACGAAAAUCGAAGUCGAGCAAUGCAAAGAAAAAUAACGAUUUUAAUUGCAACUGAUCUCUGCUGCUGGCUUCCAAUUUGCAUUAUGGCUCUCGCAAGCCAACUUGGAGCGCAUAUCUCUGGGGACGCGUAUGCUGUGGCGGCGAUUCUUCUUCUACCCAUAAAUAGUUCAUUGAAUCCAAUCAUUUACUCGAGUGGGUUUUCUAUUGCUCGAGCGGCUCUUUUUAAUAAAACCGUAGAAGUUAGAGCUUCUAUAAGACGAAGAAUAACACGAAAGCCGUCGUCGGUAAAUAUUGUUACAGCGCGUGAUACUGGCAGCACUGGUGUUCCAACCUUCUCGUCAACGUCAAUGCUUUCAAAAUAAGCAAGUGUAUAAGUUAUCUUCAUGUAUGGUCAAAAAGGCUGCAGCGAGCGACUUCGCAACCUCAGCGUAACAAUGGUAUAAAAUGUUACUUUAAUUCAAUAACUCCUUCCAUGCAUAAAACCCAAUGAUUUUAAUGAAUUCUUUGCGUAAAGCAAUGGAGGAUGAUUGUUAUUCUUAACCGAGAACAUUUUCAAUUAAUUGCGUCAGUUCUUCGGGAAUUUUAUCAUUUUUCUUGUUUCAAAUGUCGAAUCCUUAUGCACAUCAUUCAUAAUAAAUAUAUGUGGUGACCAAACGCAUCAAGUAUACUUGUCACAGCGUGUUUAACUUCAAGUUGCGGUUCAAGUGUUUGGAAUAGUAGAAUCCCCAUACGAAAGCAACGUUUUAAAAGAAUGAACAAAGUUACUCAGCCAUGAAUAUUUUUAUUGAUUAAUAAAACCUUUUUCACUUUUCCUUUUUACUUUU